Messenger RNA from Alosa sapidissima (American shad), 3080 nucleotides. RefSeq names its product transcription factor 7-like 1-B. The transcript has 12 exons. The record is from RefSeq and is a predicted model, not a curated record. The coding region runs from base 863 to 2617 and encodes 584 amino acids. Gene Ontology annotation, cellular component: beta-catenin-TCF complex. Gene Ontology annotation, molecular function: RNA polymerase II cis-regulatory region sequence-specific DNA binding; DNA-binding transcription factor activity, RNA polymerase II-specific. Lineage: Eukaryota; Metazoa; Chordata; Actinopteri; Clupeiformes; Clupeidae. Gene Ontology annotation, biological process: canonical Wnt signaling pathway; regulation of transcription by RNA polymerase II.
CGCAAACCCCUCCUCUCCUCUGCAUUCUCAACAAACUGGUGAAGCCUUCUCCCUCUCUAAACGGCCAACCGAGUCGGGCUUUUUCUGCCUGCGCAUUCCCCGGCGGUUAACGCACUCGGAUAGACAUAUCUUAUCUCCGAACCACGCGAAUUUCAACACUUGGAGUAGUUAUAUAAAAUAUGUUGUUAGUGUUUCGUAUGAACUUAUUCUGUACUUUGUUCGUUUAACAUUCGAAAACGAAUGUUGAUGCGUGCGAUUGCAGUAGGCUACAACUCCUGCUAAUUUUUUUUGUGGAGAGUCCAGACAACUUUGUGGUCUUUGGGUGCGUAUUCCAUGCACAUUCACUCUGUGGUGAGGAUCCAUUUGUGAACAGACGUCCAGAGGCCUGCAACGGUACACUCAUGUGGAUAAUAGAGGGUGUUCUUGAUAUCGUUCUCGAAGUUCGCGUGGACCGUCACAAGUUGCUUUUCCUUGUUUCCCAGGAAGAGUGCCGAGGCACCACGCUCGGGCAGACGGAGAAUAAAUAACAUUGCGAGGACGUGCCGAGCAGACUUCUGCAAAGUUUUUGCAUGACAGCAGGAUAAGACAUCUGUAUCGUACAUUUCAAGUUAACCAGACGGGAUUUGGACUGCCUUCACGUCGGGUCUGUGAAAACUCUAGUCAUGGAAAAAUCGGAGCUCUCUUCAUAUGUCAGCGAGGAGUUCUGAAAGCGUGGGAACUGGUGCUGCCUGUUUUGGUCGAGUCCCCGCUCAGAGAAUCUGAGAGGAACAUAACAUUUGGCUCGAAACAAAGUUGAUGCACAGUGUUAAUCUAAAAUACAACUCAGUUUUUUGUGUGAGAGGAACACAGCGAAUCCAGAAACAUGCCACAACUCAACGGAGGCGGUGGGGAUGACCUGGGGGCCAACGAUGAGAUGAUCUCCUUCAAAGAUGAAGGGGAACAAGAGGAAAAAAUAUCCGAAAAUGUGUCAGCCGAGAGAGAUUUAGAUGACGUUAAGUCCUCUUUGGUAAACGAGUCGGAAAACAAUAGCAGUUCUUCGGAUUCAGAGCAGGCAGAAAGGCGCCCCCAACCAAGAAGAGACCUAGACAGUUACGAGAAAGCCAGAGAUUACUUUAGUGAAGCUUUAAGAAGACAAGAUGGAGGCUUAUUUAAGAGUCCCCCUUAUCCUGGUUACCCAUUUCUCAUGAUCCCAGACCUUACCAAUCCAUACCUUUCCAACGGCGCCCUGUCUCCCAGCGCGAGGACGUACCUGCCGAUGAAAUGGCCUCUUCUGGACGUCCCAGGAACAGCCGCCCUCAAAGACUCCCGUUCGCCCACUCCUGGACACUUGUCCAAUAAGGUUCCAGUGGUCCAGCACGGGCACCACGUCCACCCACUCACGCCACUCAUCACCUACAGCAACGACCACUUCCCCCCUGGCACUCCGCCCUCACACCUGUCCCCAGAGAUCCUCGACCCAAAGACAGGAAUCCCACGUACCCCCCACCCAUCAGAAUUGUCCCCAUACUACCCCCUGUCUCCUGGAGCUGUGGGGCAAAUCGCCCACCCCCUAGGAUGGCUCGUGUCACAACAGGGCCAACCCAUGUACUCCAUCCCUCCCGGAGGGUUCCGCCACCCCUACCCAGCACUGGCCAUGAACGCCUCCAUGUCCAGUUUGGUGUCGAGUCGCUUCUCUCCACACAUGGUGCAUCACCCCCACAGUCUGCACCAAACGGGUAUCCCGCACCCAGCCAUCGUUUCGCCAGCCAUCAAACAAGAGCCCAGCGGGGACCACAGUCCAGCGUCACAUUCCAGGAAGUCACCGGGGCCGAUGAAGAAAGAGGAGGACAAGAAGCCGCACAUCAAAAAGCCCCUCAAUGCCUUCAUGCUCUAUAUGAAAGAGAUGAGGGCCAAGGUGGUGGCUGAGUGCACCCUCAAGGAGAGCGCCGCCAUCAACCAGAUUCUCGGCAGAAGGUGGCACUCGCUAUCAAGAGAGGAGCAGGCCAAAUACUACGAGCUGGCGAGGAAAGAGCGACAACUGCACUCUCAGCUGUACCCAGGCUGGUCGGCAAGAGAUAACUACGGCAAGCGGAAAAAGAGGAAGAGAGAUAAUAAACCGGAGCCGAAGCCUGAGGAUUUCUCGGCGCGCAGCAAGAAGCAGUGUGUGCAGUACCUCCCGCAGGAGAAGACCAUCGACAGCCCGGCGUCGUCGCACGGCAGCAUGCUGGACUCGCCGGCCACUCCUUCGGCGGCGCUGGCCUCGCCGGCCGCUCCGGCGCCCACCCACUCCGAGCAGGCCCAGCCCCUGUCCCUCACCACCAAGCCCGAGGGACGCUCCCACCACCACCAUCCUCACUUCUCGCUCCCGGGGAAGCCCCCUUCCUCCUCAUCCACAUCCUCGUCAUCCUCUCCAUCCUCCUCUUCCUCCUCCAUCUCCGCCUCCCACGCCGCCCUCUCCCUCGCUAUUGGUACCUCGAGCAGCCAGUCCACUCCUCACAUCCUCUCCCGGCCAAUCCCCUUCACUUCCCUGCACCACUCCCUGCUGUCCCCGCCUUCCCCGUUCCACCAGGCUGCCCUGCACUCCCACCAUUUGCUUCAGACGCAGCCCCUCUCCUUGGUAACCAAAUCAACUGAAUAAAACUGCAAAAGCAACUCUUUCUCUUUUUUGUUUCUCUUCCCCUAACGGGUUUUAAUAAUGCUGUAUAUUGCUUUUUACCUUUUUAAAUAGCCAUUAGGUCAAUACUUUUUUGAUGAUGAAAAGGAAAUAAAUAUUAUCGGUCAAUAUUUGAUCACCUCCUUUUCUGCCUCUCUUUACGAAAACAAAAUGUAUUUUUUGUAAAGUUUACUGCAGAACUGGCUUCUUAUUUGAUGCAUUUAUCCAUUGAACUGAACUACUUGUAUAAAAGAAUAACAUGUAUCAAAAAGGUUCUUUAAAAAAAAACAACAAAAAGGAACAAAAAGACCCCUUUCCUUUUAGCCGUUUAAUAUUAGUUAUGAGUUUAAUUCCUAGUCCUGGUAAACUAUCACAGCCUUUGCAACAAACCCUCUCCAUUUUGAAGUGUGUGAUAUUGAUAAAUAAACAUUGUACAUUGUUUCUUAAA